Molecule: messenger RNA, 1024 nt
Organism: Penaeus vannamei (Pacific white shrimp)
Lineage: Eukaryota; Metazoa; Arthropoda; Malacostraca; Decapoda; Penaeidae
Product: ras-related protein Rab-8B
Molecular function (GO): GTP binding; GTPase activity
Source: RefSeq, a predicted model, not a curated record
AACCCGUAGCCACACACGCCUUUACUCAUCCGAGCUGCUCACACGUCGACCAUGGCCAGGACUUACGACAACUUGUUCAAAGUGUUGUUGCUCGGGGACGCCAACGUAGGCAAGACCGCGCUGCUGGUUAAGUUUGCGUCAGAGGCCCCCACGGACCAUGCCUUCAUCUCGACGAUCGGAGUAGACUUCAAGAUACGCAUUCUGCAGGUAUGUGGAAGGAAAGUGAAGCUUCAGAUGUGGGACACAGCAGGACAGGAAAAGUUCCACAAUGUCACCAGCGCUUUCUACAGAGGCGCGAGCGGAAUUCUGGUUGUGUACGAUGUCGCUAGCGAGAAAAGCUAUGAAAACAUCCAGAAAUGGUUGGCUGACGUUGGGAAAAAUUGUGCCGAUAAUACAGUAACGAUGAUACUUGGCAACAACUGCCAUUUGAAAGGUGACGAAAGACAGGUGUCAUGGGAGCGAGCGAAGGAGAUGGCUGACAAGGCAGGUGUCCAGUUCAUGGAAGUGUCAGCCAAGACGGGCCAAAACACUGAAGAAGCGUUGAAUAUUCUUUCCAAAUCUAUGUUAGCUAAGGAACCGAACAUCAUUGUAACCAGCAAAGAAACUUCCAGCGACACACGAGAAAAUCGAUGUUCCGUUCAGUAGAUAGUGAUUCUGCUGUUGACAAAGCCUGCUGUAUAAUAUCCUUAUUUGUAUCAUAUUGACAAGAUAAUCAGUACCGUAUUUUGGGAACUAGGCGAAACCUUGGUUUGGAAAAUCGUUAUCAUUUUUCAUUAUACAAAAGAAAUAAAAUAACUAUUUACCUGCUAGAGAAUCCUCUUCACGAGAAAAUGUUUAUAAAUGGAGUUCCCAUUAUAGUGGCUUAUGACUUAUCAUACUCUUAACCAGAGGUUUUACCCAUUAGUCUCUGUUAGUGUUACAUGUCACCAUAGAAAUUAAAAGAAAUGUUUGUCAUAUGUCUAAACAGUGUUUUUUGUUUUGUUUAACAUGUUUUGAAUAAUAAAUAUAUAUUUUUUUCAUUAAA